AUGGCUUUGAGGGCCGUGGAAAUGGAAAAUCCGGUUUCUGACUCUUUGCACCCAAGGAUUUCGGAGGUGUCAGUAGAGAUGGAGUCUUCCUAUGAAUAUAACCAUGUUGGUGAAGCUAGCAGCAGUACUGAUGUCGGGCUAUGCGAUGGUGGUGACUGUGGUGGUGGUGGUGGCGGUCGAGGUGGAAGAGAAGGAAUCCACUGUGAUGGUGCAGGACCUAAAGAAGAUCCUUGUGAUGGAGGUGGUGGUGGAGAAGGAAACCAUGGUGCCGGUUUGGGACCUAAAGAAGGUCCUCGUGAUGGAGGUGGUGGUGGAGGAAAUGGAGAAACCCUAUUGGGAUUGAUUACUUUGACUUCAGUAGAAGACACAAAUGGAAUUGGAUUUGUAAUCCCCACAUAA
Messenger RNA from Ziziphus jujuba (common jujube), 399 nucleotides. RefSeq names its product glycine-rich protein DOT1-like. Bases 1 to 399 code for a protein of 132 amino acids. The record is from RefSeq and is a predicted model, not a curated record. The transcript is spliced from 2 exons. NCBI's taxonomy places the organism in Eukaryota, Viridiplantae, Streptophyta, Magnoliopsida, Rosales, Rhamnaceae.